Nothobranchius furzeri (turquoise killifish) is the source of this 2354-nucleotide messenger RNA. RefSeq names its product insulin receptor substrate 2-B. Gene Ontology annotation, molecular function: phosphatidylinositol 3-kinase binding; insulin receptor binding. Gene Ontology annotation, biological process: insulin receptor signaling pathway. Lineage: Eukaryota; Metazoa; Chordata; Actinopteri; Cyprinodontiformes; Nothobranchiidae. The record is from RefSeq and is a predicted model, not a curated record. Gene Ontology annotation, cellular component: cytosol; plasma membrane.
UCGCGCUGCACCUGCGAGACUAAAAGCUGAAAAAAUUAUAGAAAAGUUGGUAAAUCAGUGAAAUUCGAGUUUAGACAUUCAUUCGAGUCUAAAACCGGAAACCAGCAACAUAAAUAACACAUUUAGGGGCAAAGUUUCCGUCUUCAGGUUUAACUUUUGUAAAAGUGAUAUGUCUGAAGCAUCUGAUGGUCAUACCAACCACGGAGGAGCUGUUACUCCUCCUUCCUGCUCCACUCCGUUAUCUUGUCACCGCAGCUUAACCCGAUCAUGGCUGUUGGUUGGAUCUCCACUUGGGCCUUCUUCCAGUGGUUGUCGCAUAAAUCCAGAUGAGGGCUCUGGGGACCAUCUCACUGAGAUGUGGUUAAACAAUCCACCAUCUGGUCUGUAUGAAGAGCUGUUUUGUACCAGCCAAGUUUCCAUCCCUCUGGUGCCUCUGGCGGGUGCUUUGAUGGUCUCCUCCAGACCAAUGAGUGAUGUGGUGAAAGAAGGUUAUCUGGGGAAGCUGGAGCGGAGCAACAGGAGAUACUUUGUCUUAAGAGCAGGAAGUCACACCGGGCCGAGCCGACUGGAGUGGUACAAGAGCCAGGAGAAGUUCACAGUGAUGGAGAAGUCUGCGAGGAAAGCUGGAUUGUGUGGGUCUAACAAGCAGGGGGUCAUUUACCUUCGCUGCUGUCUUGGUGUGAGUCGGAUCGGCAGUUCCCGUAAAGGCCACACGUUAGCGCUGUACGACAAGGAUCAGACUCUGGUGCUGCUGAUGGAGGACCAAGAGCAACAGGAAGAAUGGUAUGCAGCCAUUAAGAGCCUGGUUGAGGAGGAGCAGAAGGAUGAAGAGCAUGCAGAAGGGGUUGAUGAAGACGAUGGGUAUUGCACUCUGCCGCCUGCAGCUUUCUUCAAAGAGGUUUGGUCUGUCAUGGUGAAGCCCAGAGGUCUGGGCAGCUCCAAACACUUCACAGGGGAGAUCAGGCUCUGCCUCACAGCGACGGCUCUUGUUUUGGUCCGAUUGGGUGCUACUAAUGACUUCCCAUCAGUUACGAUACCUUUACUGAGCGUUCGCCGCUUUGGACAUUUGGAUGGCCUUUUCUUUAUGGAGCUCGGCAGGUCGGCACCCAACGGUCCUGGAGAGAUCUGGAUGGAGGCAAGAGAAGAGGCAGGAGAUGCAGCGGUGGCUCAGCACAUUCACGAGGCAGUCAGAGGAGCAGUCCAAGCUCUACGAGCUCUCCCAGACUUCAGCAGGUCUCCAACCUCCAGUCACCAUCAACAGCCCGGCCUUCUGGCCUCAAAACGCUGCCGACCCAAAUACAGAGACAAGUCGGUUCAUCCAAGACCUCUCACUAGUCAGACCAGUCCUGCACAAAGUCCUCGAAGACCUCCCAAACCCGAUGACACAAAAUCUGAGUCCUGCUUGAGCUUCACCUCUUUCAUCAGUCCUCCUAGACUCCAGCGGGGUUCUGAGCCCGACAGAUUUCUAGGGUCAAAAACCGACCUCUGUGGAGACGCAGCCAGUAGGAUGCAGAGAUGGGAGUCGGUGGAGAAGGGGGAAGGGUUGGGGUACAUGCUCAUGUCUCCUCAGGUCAGCCACAGUUUAUCAGAGUUGGUUCAGGAGGAUUAUGUUGUCAUGGAGAGUCCACAGAAACCCCACCGGCCAACACAAUCCUUCUCCUCCUCCUCAUCUUCCUCCUCCCUUCAGACAUCAUUCAGCAGCUCCACCUUUGAUGGCUGCUCCCCUCCAUAUCCAUCACAGCAUCAAGACCGUCAGCCCAGCUGGCGUCUGACUUGUGUCCAGCAGUCGGAAACAGAAAAGGACCCGUCAGAGACCAGCUGUUCUGCUGAAUCCCAGGAUGAUGCCAAAGAGAAGCAAAACUCUGCUCAGAUGAAAGAAGAGCACGGAGGCUCAGCUCUAACUGCUCCUUUUGACUUGAUUGGAUCAGGCAGCACAAGGCCUCCACAGUAUCGUCCAAACUGUGAUGGAAGUCGGUCCAGUCAUCUCCAAGCUGUACAAGAGCUGUCUCCGAUAAGAAGAUACUGGCCGUCAAUGUGUCUCCUGGCUUGUCUUCAUGUGGAGGACAACUCUUGAACAAUCGUAGUAAAAAAUCACUUCAAGAACUAAAGUAGAACAGCUUAUUUUCCCAUGGAUGAAGAGAAUUCACAAGAUGUUCCAGAACAUUUUUUUCUUCACUUCAGCUGAAGAAUAAGAACUAAGAAAAGUAACAAAUGUCCCAAGAAACAUUAAAAAUAAAGAAGUUUGAAUAUUAAGUUAAUAAAAAAACUGCAGAAGAAUUGAGUUGUUUGAUGUUCAGAUCUUAAUGUUACUGUUUCAGAUGUGGAAGGAGAAUAAAGAGAGCGGUUGUGCUGAA